This is a messenger RNA of Propithecus coquereli (Coquerel's sifaka), 1562 nucleotides long. RefSeq names its product prenylcysteine oxidase 1 (gene PCYOX1). Gene Ontology annotation, biological process: prenylcysteine catabolic process; prenylated protein catabolic process. NCBI's taxonomy places the organism in Eukaryota, Metazoa, Chordata, Mammalia, Primates, Indriidae. Gene Ontology annotation, molecular function: prenylcysteine oxidase activity. The record is from RefSeq and is a predicted model, not a curated record. The transcript is spliced from 5 exons. The coding region runs from base 53 to 1498 and encodes 481 amino acids.
CGCAGUGGCAGGAGGACUGGCGAACGCAGAGGCUGCGGAGCUCAAGAAGGCCAUGGGGCGCACCGUCUCAGAGCUCAUCUCAUCGCUUGUGGGGCUGUGGUUGUUGCUCUGCAGUUGGGGGUGCCCCGGGAGCGCCGAGCUGCGGUCCCCGCCAGAUAAGAUCGCGAUUAUUGGAGCCGGAAUCGGUGGCACUUCAGCAGCCUAUAUUCUGCGGCAGAAAUUUGGGAAAAAUGUGAAGAUUGACGUGUUUGAAAGAGAAGAGGUGGGGGGCCGUCUGGCCACUAUGAAAGUGCAGGGGCAAGACUAUGAGGCAGGAGGUUCCAUCAUCCAUCCUUUAAAUCUGCACAUGAAGCGUUUUGUCAAAGAUCUGGGAGGGAAUAUGGAAGUCAGUUUGGUUCUUAUGACACUAUUUCCCUUCUGUAUACAUCCCCUUCUUGUUUGGUGUUUAAUGGCCAUUUUUCUUCUUUUCAAAAGGAUCUACCGCUACCAAUCUCAUGAGUAUGCCUUCAGCAGUGUAGAAAAAUUACUACAUGCUAUAGGAGGGGAUGAAUUCCUUGGACUGCUUAACCGAACACUUCUUGAAACCUUCCAGAAAGCAGGCUUCUCUGAGAAAUUCCUUGAUGAAAUGGUUGCUCCUGUCAUGAGGGUCAAUUUUGGCCAAAGCACAGGCCUCAAUGCUUUUGUAGGGGCAGUGUCACUGUCCUGUUCUGAUUCUGGCCUUUGGGCAGUAGAAGGUGGCAAUAAGCUUGUUUGCUCAGGGCUCCUUCAGGCUUCCAAAAGCAAUCUUAUAUCUGGCUCAGUAAUGUACAUAGAGGAGAAAACAAGGACCAAGCAGACAGGAAAUCCCACAGAGAUGUAUGAAGUGGUCUACCAAAUUGGAUCUGGGACCCGUUCAGACUUCUAUGACAUCGUCUUGGUGGCCACUCCGUUGAAUCACAAAAUGUCCAAUAUUACUUUUCUCAACUUUGAUCCUCCAAUUGAGGAAUUCCAUCAAAACUACGAACAUAUAGUGACAACUUUAGUUAAGGGAGAAUUGAAUUCAUCUGUCUUUAGCUCUCGGCCCAUGGAUAACUUUGGCCUUGGUACAGUUUUAACCACCGAUAAUUCAGAUUCAUUCAUUAACAGUCUUGAGACUAUGUACUCUGUAAGGAAAAAGGAAAAUCCUCAACCAUCAACAGAUGGAACAUAUGUUUGGAAGAUGUUUUCCCCAGAAACUCUUACUGAAGCACAAAUUUUAAAGCUCUUUUUGUCCUAUGAUGAUGCUGUGAAGAAGCCAUGGCUUGCAUAUCCUCACUAUGAGCCCCCAGAGAAAUGCCCCUCCAUCAUACUUCACGAUCGACUGUAUUACAUCAAUGGCAUGGAGUGUGCAGCAAGUGCCAUGGAAAUGAGCGCCAUUGCAGCCUACAAUGCUGCGCUCCUUGCCUAUCACCGCUGGAAUGGACACACAGACAUGAUUGACCAGGAUGGUUUAUAUGAGAAACUUAAAACUGAGCUAUAAAAUGACACUAUCUCUUUUUUCCUCUCCUAGUUCCAAAUGAGUAUCACUGGCAAAAAGGACAAAG